AGCUAGGCUUAUUGCUUUCUACGAAACUGCCCAAAAUGGCGAUAGAAGAACCUGAAGAUGUCGAGGACUUUCUUGAAAAGGUGGAUGAGGUAAAUAGGCUUAUUGAGGGUCUCAAGGUCGGGACAAUUAGCCCGGAGUACAUUGAUACAAAAUUACAGCUAAAGCAACAGAAGGAUCAAGAACGGGUUGAAGUUGAGAAGAGACGCCCCGCGGGCCGCGGGCCCGCUCCAAUUGCCUCAGCACCAGCACCAGAGGCUCCAGCGUCGCAGAGCAAGCCGGAUGAGGAAGAUCAGGAUACGGAUGCAGAGCGCAGGGAGCAGGCUAUGGCCAAAGUUAAGGAGCUCAUGGCAAACCGCGAGCGCAAGCUGCGCGCAAGGGCUCGGUACGAGGAGUACGUUCAAAGUCAAGAGAGGACACAGUUUGGAACUGAUUACACCAAGUGGGAUAUCUGGUGCCCUGAGGACGAGGAGGACGACCUCAUCAAUUCCAUCGGGCCCAACACCCCACAGUUCAAGGCCAUGGAGAAGGACAUCGACGAGCGACACCGCCAGAUGGUGGAGCGGCGGCAGCUGGCGGAGCGCUGCCGCGUGCGCGGCAACGCGGCCUACCAGGCGCGGCAGUACUCGGAGGCGCUGCGCUGCUACCAGGAGGGGCUGGAGAGCGAGCGAACCAACAUGGCGCUGCACGCCAAUGCAGCCAUGGCGGCGCUUAAGAUGAGCUGCUUCGUGCAGGCCAUCGAGCACUGCGACAAGGUGCUGUCCAUCGCCGACUUCUUCCACAACAACAAGCAGCACCCGCUGUGCGUCAAGGCGCUACAGCGCCGCGCAGAGGCCUACCGCGCGCUGCACCAGCCCAGCCGGGCGCUGCGCGACCUGCAGGAGGCGGCACAGAUGGAGCCAGGCAACCCCGAGGUGGCCAAGCAGCUGGAACGGGCGCGACAGGAAGAUGAGGAGGCGCGGAAGCAGCGAGCCAUUGCCAAGGCUGUGAGCCGGGGUGCGGCCGGACGGGGUGCGAGCGCGGGGGAGGCCGCGGGUGCGGAGGGAACUGGAGGAGGGGCGGCAGUGGAGGCGGCGGGGAUGGCUCUGGAUUUGGAGAAGCUGGGGAGGCUAGAGCGGCUGGUGGGGGCGUUGGCGCCGGCGGAAAGUGCGGCAGCAACGACGGCGGCCGAGCCGGCGGAGGCAGCAGCGGCGGCGGCGGAAAGAGCAGCGGCUGGGGAGACGGUUAGCAACUCGCAGCAACCGCAACAGCCUCAGGGGGAUGCAGCGGCACACCGGGGGCCCUCCCUACCUCCACGCCAGCAGGCGAAGGGCCGUGGUGCUCCCAGCCCGGCAUCGGGCAGUGCGGGGGCAGCUGCCGGGGCUCGGCCCCAGGCUGCGGACCCGGCUGCUGCUGCGACUGCUGCCACGUGCGCGGAGCUGCAACUGCUGCUGCGGGGGGGCGACGCGUGCUGCGUGUACCUUCGGGAGUGCGGAGGGCUGGAGAAUGUGGCCAAAAGGAUAGCCAAGCGCCCCGCUGGAUGCAGCAGCGCACCCUCCGACCUGGCUCCGUUGCUGCUGCUGCUCAACGACGCCUGCAUGAACGACGGCAACCUCAAGCAGCUGCCAGCGCUUAAGGUGCUCCCAGCGGUGGUGGCAGCACUGGACGGCGCCGGUGAAGAGGCAGCAGCAGCCGCGGCGACACUGCUGUGUACGGCGGUGACGAAUGAGGAAGUACGGCGGGAGGUGUCGAAGCUGCUGGGCACGGCUGAGCACCUGCCGCGGCUGCUGCGACUGCUGUCAGCGGCCAAACCGGCAGUACAGGGCGUGGCUCUAGCCCUGCUGGGCAACUGCAUGGUCGACAAGCCCACCAAGGCCGCCAUGGGAGCCGCCUGGCGCAAGGACGCCGCCGCCGCCGACUGCUUCCUAGCCAUGCUGCGCUCCGCCAAUCCCGUGCUAGCGGAGAAGGCGGUGGUGCUGAUGGGGAACAUGGCAACAGACGCCACGCUGCGCUCCGAAAUCCUGGCACGACAGGGCGGUGUCGUACGGCAACUGGUUGCACUUGUGGGCGGCGGCGGGGCAGCAGCAGCACCCACAGCAACGCAGCCUCAGCGGCAAGCCAUGGACAUGGACGUCCGGCGAGCAGCGGCAACGGCGUUGCUAAACCUGACGGUGGAGGAGCAGGGCCAGCGGCUGGUGGCGGAGGACGGGGAGGCCAUCGCGACGCUGUACGGCUUGGCGACGGCUGUACGGGAUUGCGACCGAGUCCUGUCGGCGCGUGCCGCCGGCGUGUGUGCUCGGGCCGCCAAGGUGCACGCAGGUGCCGCGGCGCUGCUUCGGCUGGGCGCGGUGGCAGGCAUGCUGGGAGUUGUCAGUGCUGCACUAGACAGCUUGGAUGCAGGAGCCGCUUCUGCGGGUAGCCAUGGCGGCAGCGCCGCUAGCGGUGAGGCUGAGGCUGCAGUGAGCGCCGCCUUGCUGGAUGCGGCCGUACGCACGCUCACCAUCCUGACUAGCCCCGAUGACGCCGCGCUGUCGGCGCAGCUGGUGGCUGGCGGCGGCGUGGAGGUCCUGCUCCGCAUCGUCCGCAGCACCGGCAUCCUGGCGGGCCUGAGCAAGGCUUCGAACCUUGCGGGCUCAGGCUUGGGUGACUCGGUCCUGGCGAAUGCGGUGUUGUGUGUGGCGGGGAUAGCGCGGUGCAAGGAGCACCUGCCGGUGCUGCGCGCCGCUGAGCCGGUGCCGCCGCUAGUCAAGGUGGCGUACGACGGCCGCGGCAACACGGCGUCCAAGAACGCAGCCAUCGCACUGGCGCGGUUGGCGCAUGACCCAGCUAUGCUGGAGAAGCUGCGCGAGCUGCAUGGCAUCGAGAUCAUCUACCAGUAUGUAAAGCCGUGAAGGGACAAAGGGGGUGAAGCA
Messenger RNA from Astrephomene gubernaculifera, 2888 nucleotides. The record is from the annotation of a GenBank genome assembly. NCBI's taxonomy places the organism in Eukaryota, Viridiplantae, Chlorophyta, Chlorophyceae, Chlamydomonadales, Astrephomenaceae.